AUGCGGCACAUGCUGCUGUCUACUGCUGCUGCCGCAGUGGUGGCCACGCUAGAGGAGCAGCUGGAGCGCGCCCCCUGGAUCCAGCUGCUCCCGGUCCCCGGGGCCGGCCGCGGCCUGUUUGCGGCAGCCGACAUCGAGCAGGGCAUGGUGGUGCAUGAGGAGGCCCCCAUGCUCUGCGCCCCAUCGCCACACGCCCUGCACUCCACCUGCCACCACUGCCUGCGACCGCUGGCGCCCGGCGCAGCCAGCCACCAUGGCGGCAGCAGCAGCAGCAGCCCAAGCAGCAGCAGCCCAAGCAGGAUGCCCUUCUGCUCCCCGACCUGCAGCGCUGCCGCCCAGGGAGAGUGGGCGGCGGCAGCAGCCCGGUGCGACUUUGGCCCGCUGCAGCAGGCGUGCCGGGAGGCCGGCGAGAAGUUCCCGCUGAUGCUCGCCCGUCUGGCCUGCAUCCAGGUGCAGCAGCAGCAGCAGCAGCAGCAAGACGACAAGGGAGGGGCCAGCGGCCGCGGUGGCGACGGCAGCAGUGCCCGCGGCAGCAGCAUCAGCAGCGCAGAGGCAGGAGAGGCAGGAGAGGCGGCAGACGCGACGGGGGCAGAGGGUCCGCUGGCCAGGGGCGACCCGCUGACUCAGCUGCGCCACCUGUGCUUCGCCAACCUGGCGGAGCCGCCGCCGCCGUGGGCGGACAUGCACCGCCUGCUGCUGCACGCCCUGCGCCCGCUGCUGGAGCCCGAGCUGCGGCGGCAGCUGUCGCUGGCCUGGUUCUGCGACGCCAUGGCGCGCCUCCACCUCAACUCCUUCAGGGUGGACACGGUGCCGCCGCUGGACGCGUCCGACCCCUCCGCCCUGCUGCGCGCCGCCGCCGCCUCGCUGGCCGGCUCGGCGUCGGCGGCGCACCACACCGGCAGCGCCGCCUACCUGCUGGCCAGUCUGCUGAACCACAGCUGCGAGCCCAGCCUGGGCGUUUCCUUCCCCCGCAACAAUGCCGUGGCGGCGUUCACCGCGGCCCGCCACAUCGCGCGCGGCGAGCAGCUGACCGUCAGCUACGUCGACGCGGGGCAGGGCCUGGCGGCGCGGCGGCAGGCCCUGGCCUGGGCCUACGGCUUCACCUGCCGCUGCCCGCGGUGCGUGGAGGAGGCGGCGGCGGGCGGCCAGUGA
Messenger RNA from Chlorella variabilis, 1152 nucleotides. RefSeq lists its product as hypothetical. The record is from RefSeq and is a predicted model, not a curated record. The transcript is spliced from 4 exons. Gene Ontology annotation, molecular function: protein binding. Lineage: Eukaryota; Viridiplantae; Chlorophyta; Trebouxiophyceae; Chlorellales; Chlorellaceae. Bases 1 to 1152 code for a protein of 383 amino acids. Gene Ontology annotation, cellular component: nucleus.